ACCACUUACCUUAGCAUAAACUUAGAUCAGAAACAGAAAUGAAAAUGAGGUCUUGGGCCUUGACAAUACUCUGUUUGUUGGCCGCAUUACUAAUUACAAAAGGCUCAGCCGAGCAAUGUGGUAGGCAAGCUGAGGGUGCACUUUGCCCAGGAGGGCUUUGCUGCAGCGAAUACGGUUGGUGUGGCACCACAUAUGACUAUUGUGGUCCUGGUUGCCAAAGCCAAUGCUCCAUCACUCCUCCUCCUCCUCCUCCUCCUCCUCCUCCUACUACUCCGCCUCCUCCUCCUCCUCCUUCACCGCCAGGUGGUGAGAAUAUCACCAAUCUCAUUACUAGGUCUAUGUUUGAUCAAAUGUUUCCAAAUCGAAACUACAGUAGAUGCAAUAGCGAGGAUUUCUACACCUACGACGCCUUCAUAACCGCGGCCAAGUCCUUUCCUGCCUUUGCCACCACUAGCGACACCGAUACAUGUAAAAGGGAGCUUGCAGCUUUCUUCGGCCAAACUUCCCAGGAAACUUCUGGUGGCUGGGAGACUGCACCAGGUGGGCGUUACAUGUGGGGAUACUGCUUUAUUAAAGAAUUAAACCCGCCUAGUGACUACUGCGAUCAAGGAUCUCAAACUCAAUGGCCCUGUGCUCCCGGCAAGCAAUAUUACGGCCGAGGCCCAAUCCAACUUUCCUACAAUUACAACUAUGGACAAGCGGGAGAGGCCUUGGGAUUGGACCUCUUGAACAACCCAGAUCUAGUAGAAACUGACCCAGUCAUCUCAUACCAGACGGCUCUAUGGUUUUGGAUGACUCCACAAUACCCAAAGCCUUCGUGCCACGAUGUCAUCAUUGGAAAUUGGACACCAACGUCAGCUGACCAAUUGGCAGGUCGGGUUCCUGGGUACGGUGUCAUCACAAACAUCAUAAAUGGCGGUCUUGAAUGCGGUCAUGGCGAGGAUUCAAUUGUUAAGUAUCGCAUAGGGUUCUAUCAGAGGUACUGUAGUGAUGAAAUAUUUGAUGUUAGCACCGGUGACAACCUUGACUGCUACAACCAGUCGCCUUUCGGAACCGGACUCUUGCUUGACUCUAUGUAAUUGCAACUUCCCUACCGUUGUUGCAAUCAGUUCAAAACUGCACAAGCCACUGUUGCACUAAACUAAAAUAAGUGUGCACAAUAACAAUGACUAUCAACUUUUUCUGUUCCGGCUC
Molecule: messenger RNA, 1194 nt
Organism: Camellia sinensis
Lineage: Eukaryota; Viridiplantae; Streptophyta; Magnoliopsida; Ericales; Theaceae
Source: RefSeq, a predicted model, not a curated record